CCUUUCCUCCCUCCGAACCACCUCUACCUCCCAGUCGUCUGGGAGGAGCUUCACGCUAAAGCUUUCGAGCCCGCCGACGCGCCGCAGCAGUAGCUGAGAGGACUGGAGCUUCCAGGAGCUGCGUCUGCUGCAACCUCUCUACUGACGCUACGUGCCUUGAGACUGCGACCUGGCUCGCGGUGCGCCAGUCUCUCUCCGUCUGCUCUCCACCUGGCACGCACCUGGUGGAGGCCGGGGUUCUGCCAAGCGCCAAGAGGGCGCGCGUGCCACUGGCCCUAGGGAAACGCGGAGCGUGCGCGCCAUGGGGCCGCCGCCCGGGAUCAGGGUCUCCUGCCGCGGUGACUGCGGCUUUUCCCGAUUGCUGGCGUGGUGCUUUCUCCUAGCUCUGAGUCCUCACGCCCCGGGAUCCCGGGGGGCGGAAGCUGUGUGGACUGCGUACCUCAACGUGUCCUGGCGAGUUCCGCACACCGGAGUGAACCGCACCGUGUGGGAGCUGAGCGAAGAGGGCGUGUAUGGCCAGGACUCGCCUCUGGAGCCUGUGGCUGGGGUCCUGGUACCGCCCGACGGGCCCGGGGCACUCAACGCCUGUAACCCACACACGAAUUUCACGGUGCCCACGGUUUGGGGAAGCACUGUGCAAGUCUCUUGGCUGGCCCUUAUCCAACGCGGCGGGGGCUGCACCUUUGCAGACAAGAUCCAUCUGGCAUACGAGAGAGGGGCGUCUGGAGCCGUCAUCUUUAACUUCCCAGGGACCCGCAAUGAGGUCAUCCCCAUGUCUCACCCCGGUGCAGGAGACAUUGUUGCAAUCAUGAUUGGCAAUCUGAAAGGAACAAAAAUUCUACAGUCUAUUCAAAGAGGCAUACAAGUGACAAUGGUCAUCGAAGUAGGAAAAAAACAUGGCCCUUGGGUGAAUCACUAUUCAAUUUUCUUUGUUUCUGUAUCCUUUUUUAUUAUUACAGCAGCAACUGUGGGAUAUUUUAUCUUUUAUUCUGCUCGAAGAUUACGGAAUGCAAGGGCUCAAAGCCGGAAGCAGAGACAAUUAAAAGCAGAUGCUAAAAAAGCUAUUGGAAGGCUUCAGCUGCGCACACUGAAACAAGGAGACAAGGAAAUUGGCCCUGAUGGAGACAGUUGUGCUGUGUGUAUUGAGCUAUAUAAACCAAAUGAUUUGGUUCGCAUCUUAACCUGCAACCACAUUUUCCAUAAGACAUGCGUUGACCCGUGGCUGUUAGAACAUAGGACUUGCCCCAUGUGCAAAUGUGACAUUCUCAAAGCUUUGGGAAUUGAGGUGGAUGUUGAAGAUGGGUCAGUGUCUUUACAAGUCCCUGUAUCCAGUGAUGCAUCCAACAGUGCUUCUGCCCAUGAAGAGGAUAAUCGCAGUGAGACUGCAUCGUCUGGAUACGCUUCAGUGCAGGGAGCAGAUGAACCACCUCUAGAGGAACAUAUGCAAUCAGCAAAUGAAAAUCUACAGCUGGUAAACCAUGAAGCAAAUUCUUUGGCAGUGGAUGUUGUUCCUCAUGUUGACAACCCAACCUUUGAAGAAGAUGAAACUCCUGCUCAAGAAACUGCUGCUCAAGAAAUUAAAUCAUAAAAUGUGUGUUAUUAAAUCUGUGUCUAUUAGAAAACUUGAAAUUUAGUAAUGACAGGACUGCCAAUCAGGGCUUACUUUACUAUUAAUAAAGUGGAUAAACUUAAUAAAAUAAAAAUGAUACUGAAAGUGCUGAGAUGACUAAUACUAUACUGUAGUUAAAUGGCUUCUUUAACCUGUUAACAUUUUUCCACAAAUACAUUAUAAUGUUUUCAUAGGCAAACUUCUUCUGAAUAGCGAUAGCAACAUUUUUAAACAUUUAAGAC
Molecule: messenger RNA, 1851 nt
Organism: Fukomys damarensis (Damara mole-rat)
Lineage: Eukaryota; Metazoa; Chordata; Mammalia; Rodentia; Bathyergidae
Gene: Rnf128
Product: ring finger protein 128
Exons: 7
Coding region: 302-1588 (428 amino acids)
Source: RefSeq, a predicted model, not a curated record